Messenger RNA from Mirounga angustirostris (Northern elephant seal), 3399 nucleotides. RefSeq names its product BLOC-1 related complex subunit 7 (gene BORCS7). The record is from RefSeq and is a predicted model, not a curated record. The coding region runs from base 57 to 374 and encodes 105 amino acids. Gene Ontology annotation, cellular component: BORC complex. The transcript is spliced from 5 exons. Lineage: Eukaryota; Metazoa; Chordata; Mammalia; Carnivora; Phocidae.
CUUUUGGCCCCAGCGACUCGCCGUUGCCCAGGCUGCGGCGUUCACUAGUUGAGGUGAUGGCGACUGGGACACCAGAUUCGCAAGCGCGAUUCGGUCAGUCUGUGAAGGGGCUCCUCACAGAGAAGGUGAACACCUGUGGUACGGACGUGAUCGCGCUCACCAAGCAGGUGCUGAAAGGCUCCCGGAGCUCCGAGCUGCUAGGUCAGGCAGCUCGAAACAUGGUCCUGCAGGAAGAUGCCAUCUUGCACUCAGAAGAUAGUCUAAGGAAAAUGGCGAUAAUAACAACACACCUUCAGUACCAGCAAGAAGCUAUUCAGAAGAAUGUUGAGCAGUCUUCUGAUCUACAGGACCAGUUGAAUCAUCUGUUGAAAUAGAGCAGCUUGUAAGAGGGAAAAGCACUUCUUUGUCUGACACUGAGAAGGAAAUAUUUUAUUCAGCUACUGUCCUAUGGGUUUGAUUUUCCAUUUUCUUCUCCAAAAGUUAAGUUAGAAAAGAUUUAUGAUGGUGUGCAGUUUCUCCUGAAGAGAAGCUAGGUGGUUGAAUUUUGGAAGUACUUCUUGAAGCAGACUAACCCAUGCUCUUACUGAAAUUUUAAAUGUUCUGUUUAGUUUAAUGUUAAAGCAAAAUUAAAGAGGUCGUAGUUUUUUCCAUAGAACUUUUAUAUAUGUCAAGAGCUGUUAUCAUCUAACUGUGAUUCUUAAGCAAAUGCUGAAUAAUGUUUUAAAUUCAGAAAUACGGCUUCUAUUGUGAAAGCAGGAAUGAUUAAUAUUCUUUUUAAAGACUUUUUUUCUUUUAAUCAUACAUUCAGGAAAUUUCAUGGUCGCAGAAUGGUGAUAGGUAAUAUCUGUUCUUUUCUAUUAACUCAGAGGAGAUACUUAUUUUAUUCAUUGUAGCAAAUUCCUAAAUGAAAAUUAGGCAAAUGGUAUCAUAUCUGGCCUGCUGCAACCUCCUGCCUUGACCUGCAUUCCUAGUUUCUUUGUUGUGACUCUUGAUUAGUUGGCCUUGGGUUCAUUUUGUAAUUUUGCUAGUCAUCAGCAGAUUCACUUGUAGAACAUUAUUGCCAAAUGCAAAGGCAGUUGAAUUACCGGGAAUGAUUGCAGUGUAGGGUUGUGCCAUGGUGAAAACCUUAUUUUUUCAGUUAUUUGCCCAUGUUCAUUUAAUUCAUCUUGCUAAAAGACAUUACCUUUGAAUGUCUUUGUUUGAAUUUUAAAUGGGACUCCAUUGUGUUCUAGUUCAUUUCUUAUCACUAAAGAAUUAGGAGAAAGCUGACAUAAGAAAAUGGUGUUUUCAGUGAAAGAAAAAAGCAAGUAAGAGUCCAAUUUAAUUCAUAUUGUAUAUCAUCAAGUCGACUAAUCAUAUUAGAUUGUAUUUAUCCCUCAUUAUGCCUAUACACAUUAACUUAAGGUAAAAGAAAAAACUAGGUAUGAAGGAAUUCAGUUAUGCAUUCCUUUUAUAAACUCUCAUUACACUUAUUAAAUGUAAAUGGGCUCAAUUCACCUUCAAAAAGAAGGGUCUGGAAACUUCUGGAACUGUAGUGGACCCAUAUUGACAGCAAAUGUUAGCAAAUUGACAGCAAAUGUUAGCAAACGUUACUAUCACUGUUGCUAUUCAGCAUUUUGCUGGAGGCCAUGUCUAGUGCAGAAGUUAAAAAUAAAUAUAGCUAAUGGGGCGCCUGGGUGACUCAGUCAGUUAAGCAUCUGCCUUCGGCACCGGUCACGAUCCCAGGGUCUUGGGAUUGAGCCCUGUGUCAGGCUCCCUGCUCAGUGGGGAGCCUCCUUCUCCCUCUCCCUCUGUUUGUGGCUCCCCCUGCUUGUGCUCUCUCUCUCUCUGUCAAAUGAAUAAAUAAAUAAAAUCUUAAAAAAAAUAAGUAUAGCUAUUAGCAACAAAGAGACAAAAUUAUUAUCAUAUUGUAGGAUUAUCUGCUUAGAAAAUCCAAGGACUGAUUUUUUUUAAAAGGCCCAUCAAUUUAGAAAACAAAAAGUUCGCCUUCGGCUCAGGUCAUGAUCCCAGGGUCCUGGGAUCGAGUCCCGCAUCGGGCUCCCUGCUCAGCAGGGAGUCUGCUUCUCCCUCUGACCCUCCCCCCGCUCAUGCUCUCUCUCUAUCUCAUUCUCUCGCAAAAUAAAUAAAUAAAAUCUUUAAAAAAAAAAAAAAGAGGGGCGCCUGGGUGGCUCAGUCGUUAAGCGUCUGCCUUCGGCUCAGGUCGUGAUCCCGGGGUCCUGGGAUCGAGCCCCGCGUCGGGCUCCCUGCUCCGCGGGAAGCCUGCUUCUCCCUCUCACACUCCCCUUGCUUGUGUUCCCUCUCUCACUGCCUCUCUCUCUGUCAAAUAAAUAAAUAAAAUCUUUAAAAAAAAAAAAAAAGAAAACAAAAAGUUCAGUCAUCCAAGUAUACAAGAUGCAAAGAAAUACCUAACAUGACAUUUGUAAAAAAUUAAAAAUUAAAAUAAAGGUGUGGUCUAAGUUUUCCUCAUCAUGCUGGAACAAAUAUUAAAGUAGCAGUGAUUGCUUACAUUAUAACUGAUAAAACAAAUUUCACCACAAAAUUUUAAUGGUAAAUAUAAAAUUUAUAUUAAAUAAUGAAAGCCUAGUAGUACUAAAUUUAGUCAUUUUAAAGAAUAGAAUGCCAAAAAACAUGGAAGAAAAGUAGCCAGAAAUGUAUGAAUAGUAAGAAAUGUAUACAUAAUUUUUAUUUUAUUUUAUUUUAUUUAUUUAUUUGACAGAGAGAGACACAGCGAGAGAGGGAACACAAGCAGGGGGAGUGGGAGAGGGAGAAGCAGGCUUCCCUCAGAGCAGGGAGCCCGAUGCGGGGCUCGAUCCCAGGACGCUGGGAUCAUGACCUGAGCCGAAGGCAGACGCUUAACAACUGAGCCACCCAGGCGCCCAGAAAUGUAUACAUAAUUUGAUACUAUAUCUCUUGUAGAAAUAAAUGGACUAGGUAGAAUUAAAUGGUGAUCAAAUAUAUGGAAAUAAAAAAUACUUCUUUAAAUAAGAUCUGGGUUGUAGAGAAUAUGUUGAAGGAUAAUAUUUUUAAAAUAGUGAAAAUUCAAAUUCUGUGCAAGAAAAUUUAUGUGAUAAUACAGCAGUAUUUUAAAGCAGUACUGUAAGCAGUAUUAUAAAGAAAAAAAAUGGUGCUUUAAAUCUCUAUAGGGAAAAGGGUGUUUUCUUUUUUUAAGGGGUUUGUGGUUAGAACUUAGGGAAGAAAUCAAAAUAGAAUAAGAAAGCCAAGCAUGAAUGAUAAAAAUUUGAAAAAAUAUGUGAUAUCAUUAAUUGGUUCUUACAGAUUGAAUUGUUGAAGUAUUGGGUCACUUGGCUGCCUCAGUCGGUGAAGCAUGUGACUCUUGAUCUUGGGGUUGUAAGUUCAAGUCCCAUGUUGGGUGUGGAGAUUACUUAAAAAUAAAAUCUU